Messenger RNA from Penicillium samsonianum, 1812 nucleotides. RefSeq names its product inorganic phosphate transporter. Gene Ontology annotation, biological process: phosphate ion transmembrane transport. Bases 1 to 1812 code for a protein of 603 amino acids. Gene Ontology annotation, cellular component: membrane. The record is from RefSeq and is a predicted model, not a curated record. The transcript has 3 exons. Lineage: Eukaryota; Fungi; Ascomycota; Eurotiomycetes; Eurotiales; Aspergillaceae.
AUGACUCUCCACCAAUACGAUUACAUCUUUGCCAUCGGCACGUUGUUUGCUAUGCUUGAUGCAUUCAACAACGGUGCAAACGAUGUUGCCAAUUCUUGGGCUACGAGUGUCUCCUCCCGGUCCAUCUCCUACCGCCAGGCUAUGGUCCUCGGUACCAUUUUCGAGUUCGUCGGAGCUGUCGCUGUCGGUGCCCGUACCGCUGAGACUAUCAAGAACGGCAUCAUUCCCAACUCAGCCUUCCAAGGCAAUGCCGGCGUUCAAAUGCUCGCCUUCACAUGUGCCCUUGCCGCUGCAUCCUCAUGGGUGAUGUGGUGUACCAAAAACUCCGCCCACGUCUCCUCCACCUACUCCCUCAUCUCUGCUGUCGCCGGUGUCGGUGUUGCAACUGUUGGCGCUUCCAAGGUUCAGUGGGGCUGGAACAAUGGCAAGGGUCUCGGUGCUAUCUUCGCUGGUCUCGGCAUGGCUCCUAUCAUUUCCGGUUGCUUUGCCGCUAUCAUCUUCAUGCUUAUCAAGUACACCGUGCAUGUGCGGAGAAACCCUAUCCCAUGGGCCGUCUGGAGUGCUCCUUUCUUCUUCCUGGUUGCUUCCACCAUUUGCACGCUCUCCAUCGUGUACAAGGGUUCUCCCAACCUGGGUCUGAACAAGAAGCCCGGCUGGUACGUUGCUGCCGUCACUAUGGGCACUGGUGGCGGUGUCUGCCUUUUGUCUGCUAUCUUCUUUGUUCCUUUCCUCCACGCCCGCGUGAUCAAGAAGGACCCCAGUGUGAAAUGGUGGAUGGUCAUCCAGGGCCCUCUGCUCUUCAAGCGUCCCGUUCCUACUGAUUCCGAGGUCGCUACGGUCCCCAACUACGCUGUGGUGCAAAAUGAUCCCCAGGAGUAUGAAUCUCACCUGCCUAUCGAUGAGAAGGAGCCCAAGACCGGUGCUGCCUCCAUCCCAGGCUCUACCGGCUCUGCAGAGGAGCGAUCCGUUGAUAAACUCGAGGGCAACCAGCUCACUUACCGCGAACUCAUGGCCCAGUCCGAGGAGCGUCACAACGCCAAGCUCCUUCAAAGCCGUGGUCCUAUUGGCUGGGCUAUGCGCCUUCUCCGGGACAACCCCAUGGGCGCCGGUGAGAUCUACGAGCUCCGCAACAUGAAGCGCAUGGCCAAGCGAUUCCCUGCCGUCGUCACUGUCGGUAUUCUGUACGGUUUCCACUACGACAUCCACACUGCCCAGAGUGGUAAUGAAGGUACUCCCGAGGGUGCGCGCAUGAAGCGUGUCUAUGCCAACGCCGAGAAAUACCCCAACGAGGUCGAGCACACCUACUCUUUCAUUCAGGUCAUCACUGCUUGCACUGCUUCCUUCGCACACGGUGCCAACGAUAUCGGUAACUCUGUCGGCCCCUGGGCUGCCAUCUACUCUGCCUGGUCCACCGGCUCUCCCGCUGCAUCCAAGUCCCCCGUGCCUAUCUGGCAGCUUGCUGUCCUAGCCAUUUGCAUUUCCAUCGGUCUUUGCACUUACGGAUACAACAUCAUGAAAGUCAUGGGUAACAAAAUCACCUACCACUCCCCAUCCCGUGGCUCCUCCAUGGAGAUGGGUGCCGCCAUCACGGUGCUGGUCUUCUCGCAGUUCUCCCUGCCCGUUUCCACCUCCAUGUGCAUCACUGGCGCUACCGUCGGAGUUGGACUUUGCAACGGAACUUUCAAGGCCGUCAACUUCCAGCGUGUCGGUCUUUUGUUGUUUGCUUGGAUCAUGACCAUUCCCAUCGCUGGUACCCUUGGCGGAUGCCUCAUGGGUUUGGUCCUUAACGCUCCCCAUUUCCUCAAAGCUUAG